Molecule: messenger RNA, 5401 nt
Organism: Rhagoletis zephyria (snowberry fruit fly)
Lineage: Eukaryota; Metazoa; Arthropoda; Insecta; Diptera; Tephritidae
Product: transmembrane protein 132C-like
Source: RefSeq, a predicted model, not a curated record
AUGAUCCAUGCCAAGGAAUUGAGCCUGAAAUACUGGGGUGAAGCAGUGAAUAACGUCGUGUACACUCUCAAUCGGACUGGUAAAUGCCAAGUGGACGGAAAGUCGCCAUUUGAAUUGUGGUUUAAUAAAAAGGCUGAGUUAUCUGUGCUGCGAGUUUUUGGAUCGGAAGCUUUCGUGCAUAUACCCCAGGAAAAACGAAGAAAGCUUAAUGCGAAAUCCAAGAAAGGCGUGUUUGUCGGAUACGAGGAAAAUUGUAAAGGCUAUAGGAUUUGGAUACCUAAUGAAAGAAAAAUUGAGGUUUCGAGGGAUGUUAUCAUCAGAGAAACGUGCAAAGAACCCGCAUAUGUACAUGAAGAACACGUAGAAGCAGAAUCUCCAGUUGAAAAACCAGAUACGAACACUGACAAUCCAGAAAUCAGAACUAAUGGCUGUGGCGAAAUUUUUACUAAAGAUCUCGAUAUCAAAGAUGCAAAUAAUGAACUAGAGGUACGUAAGAUCGUGACACGUUCGAAAAGUAGAGAGACUGAAAUUAAAGCUGCUCUAAGCUAUGCGUAUGUUGCUGAAACUGAUGAGCCGGACUGCUAUGAGAAGGCGGUCUCUAGUAACUAUUGUGCGCAGUGGAAGAGUGCCAUGGAUGAGGAGUUUAAUUCGUUGAUAGCAAACCAAACCUCGUCAUUGGUGAGUUUACCUAAAGGAAGAACAGCAGUUUCGAAUAAAUGGGUCUACAAAGUCAGGCGUGACAGAAAAGGUGAAAUUGAACGCUUAAAGGCGCGUCUGGUGGCUCGCGGCUUUACGCAGAAGUUCGGAACAGAUUACUUUGAGACUUUUAGCCCUGUUGCCAAGUUUACGUCCAUUAGAAUGAUCCUUGCGAUGUCAGUUGGGCUUGACAUGAUAGUAAAGCAGUUUGAUGUGAAGACAGCAUUUCUCUAUGGCACUCUUAAUGAGGAGAUUUAUAUUGAUCAACCUACUGGCUACGAAGAUGGAACUGACAGGUUGUGUAAGCUGAGCAAAAGUCUUUAUGGUUUAAAGCAGGCAUUGAGAUGUUGGAAUCAACAAUUUACGCAGAUGCUGGAGAAUUUUAACCUAAAAGUUAGUGCAGCGGAUCCUUGCGUUUUUAUUGGUAGUUUCAACGAUGCGAAAUUAAUUCUUGCGAUUUAUAUUGACGAUGGCAUCAUAGCAAACACAACUGCAGCAUUAAUAGAAUUACAGCAAGCUAAUAUGCAUUUGGAUAUAUCAGCCCAUUUGAUAAAAUCAACAAUUUCGCGUGACUCACCAGUAUUACGGGUCCUUUUCCACGCCGGUACAGAUCCAGGUGGACACUUACAAAGACAAAGGAUUUGCGUUCUAUUGCACAUUUCACUGGGCACUCAAGUUCCCUUAAAAGGUCGAUGCAUGCCGGAAGGUGAAGAUAAUGUGUGUGUCGCUGAGGUUAUCAUACCUUCGAUAUGGUGGCCAGGAUAUCCAUCAAUAAUGGGGAGCAGCAACACUUCACAGAAGUUUCCACACAGAGUGAUACAGGCGUCAUACAGCGUAUUUGAACCCUCUCCACGUAACUCUGAACAAUGUGAACCAAAAGUCCAAAUUCAACCCUUGACAACGUUCGCUCAUAUCCCACUUGUUGCUGCUAUGGUACCAUUCAAAGAAAUUCGCAUUGACGACCAACUUACGUUUCUUCUGCCACAAAAUGCAUUGUAUCCUAUGUCAAAAAUUUAUGUACCAGUCGUUUUUCACUCAACACAAGGUUCGACUGUAUCAGCAAUUACUGUACGAGCGCGUGUAAAGUCAGGUGUAAAAAUUUUGGGUGCUACGACAUCGACCGAUUUUUGGAGUAUAUCAAUUGAGAAGGAAAAUCAAAAACAUACUACAGCUAGAGUUACAGCAUUUAGAAAAGAAUCAGAAGUACCUGCUGAGAUUAACAGUGACACGAAAAACUCAAGCUUCGAGAACAGCUCUCUCGAAAUAUUCUCUUGGCUCCUUGAACUUGGCGAUAGUGCAGCAGAUAUAUUGGAUGGUGGAAAAGUAGUUUGGUAUGUUUCUUAUGUGUAUAAGUCCGAAAAAUCGAAAAAUUUGAUUCCGAGCAGUACAGUUGGUGAUGAAUCUAAGAAAAGACUUUCAACAAAACUAGAAAUCAACAAAGAUGACAUUCAAGCAGUAUUACCAAUGGCAAAGAAUUGGGAGUUAAUCAACACUGCUGUUUUAACUGGCCGUCAGGUGGCUCAAGCUAUGAAAGUUUUUAUAGUAUCACAAGCUGGUAAAGUAGCUGAUGUUACGUUACAAAGUUCCUGCUACGCUGAGGAUGAAAGUGUUAUCAAGGUGUCUUCGUCAUGCAGUUCAGUUUAUGUCGACGGCUCUGAAAUAAGGGGAUCAUCUAAUGCUUCAGUUGUUGUAAAAUAUGGAUCGUAUGCUGGAUUGGCAAAAUUUACUGUUUGGAUGCCAGAAUUUCCAUUGGAAGUUUAUGUGUCGGACUUUCGACUUUCACAGAUCAAAGGGUGGAAAGUCGUUGACGACAGCAGUAUUUUGUCAGGUAAACAAAGCCAACGUCGUAAAAAAAGAUCCAACGGAUGGAGUCACUAUAAAAGUGAAGUAGGGAUAGCAGAUAAAGUUGUUUGUAAGGCCCGGUAUCAACAAAGCCCUGUGGAAGUAUAUGCCCGAUUUUUAGCUAUUGAUCAAAACUCUGGACGCAUAAGUUAUUUUAUCUCACGCCGCACUGGUCUGCGUGUUACGGAUUUGGUUCAACCGCUCCUACGUGUAUCCGAUCCGAAAAUUGCUACAUUGAAAGGAAGAAUUCUGCAAGGAAAAUCAAUGGGACGAACCGAUAUACAGGUUCUAUCCCCUAUAACAGGACGCGUGAUAGGGACAAAGGAAAUUCGCGUUGGUAGUGACAAAGUCAGCUUAAAAAAGUUAAUUGUGCGUGUGAUCUCAGGACUACAAUUAACUAUUUCCCCAGACAGUGGUAUUGACAACGGUUAUACAGCAGAAACUUCGGUCACAAAUAAAUUAACUGCGCAAUAUCAGGAAGGAUUGCUAGAUAUUGAUCUACAAUUUUCAGAUGGAUCAAAAACGCCUUUAAGAGACAUCUCGGUGGAAGAUUAUUUCCUGCUGGUCGAGAGUUUAGACACCGAAGUCGUUGCAUUUGCUCCAAUGUUAGCAUCGCAUCACCCGCGUGUCAUCGCAGUUGGGGAAGGAAAUGGAGAUUUGUUGCGUGUAACUUUGCUCUUGUCCGAAGAUUGCCGCAUGCGACGAAGUUUGGCAUCAUCUAAACAUAUGAAGUCCAAUUUUUCCCCCCUAAUAAGUUCCCUGGCGGCUGUUGAGGUUGACUUCAAUAAUUUUGAUAACAGUAACAAACUCGAAUCUAUUCAAAAUGAUGGAAUUGUUGGCAAGGACAGAAAAAGCUUUCGCAACAAUGGGGAUUUAGCUGAUAUCAUUGUAGGUAUUCCUAUGAAAUAUGCACAUCACAAUGACGAGUCUGUUUUGAUGCAAACAAGGCAGAAUCAUGGAAGCACUCAAUCCUUGAAAAACUACCGAAAUAGCAGGUAUCCUUUCCGCAAUAACAUGUCGUCCAUGGAAAUCGGAGUUUAUGUCCUCCUUACUGCUUUUUGCUUUGCGAUCGUCGUUUUUGUCAUUUCAUGUGUUGUAUAUGCGUCGAAAUUCAGACCAAGAGCCAUUGACACUGGUCCUUUAGAAUUGAGCAAAGCUAUCAUCACUCCCAACAUGUUGUCAAAGGAAUUACGUUUCCCGAAGGAAUCUACAACCAAUGUUCACGACUGGGUGUGGUUGGGACGUUCGACAAUGGACAGAUCAUCUCUUAUUAACGAUUCAACGUCAAAUAAUGAUAAUCGAGAUUCACGCAUAAAGAUUACAAAUAAUCCGAUUAACCUUGUGAAAAAUUCCGUUACAUCGUUUGAUGGUCAUCCACGAAAUGCAACUAGGCAGCAACUUAAAAUAACCAGGCCGGAGUGCCAUGAUAGCAACUGCUGCAUUAAGACGAUCGAAUAUAGGCCGCCCGUUCCUCCACAUCGUAAUAUAGGCGUAAGAGCUUUCGUAAGUUUUGAAAACAAAGAGAAUCCAACAGAGAGUUUAGUCGAAGCUGAUUUGAAAGAGAGGGACAACCAUCUAGACCAAUGUCAUCAAGAUUUUGCACAAAUAAAAGCAGCGGACCAUGAUUGUCACAGACAAAAAACAUUUAAUAUGAAAAAGAAGCCUUCGCAAAACGCUGAAUGCGAAAAAAUGCAUAAUGCUGAAAAAUUAGUACAAUUUGCUAACUAUAGUAAAAAAACUGCUUUCCAAUUUGACUCUCUUCCACAAAAACACAACACUAUCAAUGUUACAGAUGAUUCCUUAACUUGUGAGACACAUGAAAACAAAGCACGAGUAGCAGUAGCUGCGGGUCAGAGAGGCGCCACAAAAUUAUUACGGCAGAAUCUAGAAUUGGGGUCCGGUCUGAGGAAGGAAAUUAAGAGAGCUACAGUUGUUGGAAAUCCUAUGUUUUCUAGCACAACCGAUGACCACGUAGAUAGUCAUAACGAUCUGGUCCUUGACGGCUUUGAAAUGGAUUACGAACAAAUUAUGCAUUAUUUUGACAAUUUAAAGGUAGGUGAUUCUGCGUAUAGCGUUUUUUAUAUUUAAAAUGCUAUCGGAGUUCGCGUGAUGUAGAAAAUGAGCAUAGAUAGAGGAGAAGUUCCGUCAAUAACAAAAACUGAGAACAGCGACAAGAGUUCGGUAAAACCAGGCGGAUGUAUUUCCAGAGAUUAAGCGAUUCUGGUGCCAUGCUUAUUCAUUAUAGAUAAGUCGGACUGUACCCCCUCUGGGGUCGCGGCCAUUAGAAAAAACAAGUGUUUUUAGGACCGUUUUUCACAUUCUGUCAGCAGCUAAAUCUAUAAGAUUUUCCUUCAUCUUCAAGUUUAGAUUAGCUCUAUUGACCAAUCCAAGAAAGAGUUGUCAGCUUCGGAGUCUAGGUCUGGCAAGUAAAUAAAAAGUUUCUCUUCCAAAUUAUGCAAGCUCUGUAUCAUGUAAGGAAUGUGAGAACUUACUGCAAGCGAUUGGUCUGUGCCACUAUCUUCAACAAUCAUCUGAAUACUAAACUAUAACCUGAAAUACUAAACUAUAUAUUUUUGCAGAGAAGUUUACCACAAAUGAAGUUUUGCGUGGCAUGCUUUGAUUUUAUCCUUUGCUGUUAAAAUAUUUUCUUCUUUUCCUUGGAGGUUCUUGUUUAAAUUAUUUAGGUGGAUGAAAAGAUCAGCAAGAAAUGCUAAUUUCAAGAGCCAAACAUUAACAAUUCAUAUUUCAGUCCUAGAACUCUUGUCAAUACCUUUCCUUUUGUUAGUGUGAUUUUACAUACAAACGAUCGUUUGCUUCUCAGUAUUUCUCGUGCUGCGUAUAUAUUUCAGCCUCAUUAGAAAAG